Messenger RNA from Aspergillus aculeatus ATCC 16872, 942 nucleotides. RefSeq lists its product as uncharacterized. The coding region runs from base 1 to 942 and encodes 313 amino acids. The record is from RefSeq and is a predicted model, not a curated record. Lineage: Eukaryota; Fungi; Ascomycota; Eurotiomycetes; Eurotiales; Aspergillaceae. The transcript has a single exon.
AUGUCCUAUCUCUCCCCCUGCACGCUGAACCCACCGCCCGGCUGCAUAAACUGGGACCACCAGGCCCUGCACCCCCCGCCCUGGGUGUUGACCAUCCUGCCGCCGACCACCCGCGAACUCAUCGACCGCUGCUACCUACUCGCCUACAGCAGCCUACGCGUCCAACGCCAUGUGGAACUCUGCUUCGCUGCUCGCUACAAAUCCCUGUGCCCUGGUGCUUUUACCAGCUCCAGCACCGAUCCCUCCACCAACCCCACAACACCAGCAGCGGAACCAACCCCAGCUACAGCAUCCGCAGCAGCAACAACACCAGACCCCAACCCAGACUCCGACCCCGAUCCCAACCCGCAACCAAAAUCAGGACACAACCCCGUUCUCCUAAUAACGCACGCCCAAUCCAUCGACCGCCUCUUCAACUGGCGCCGCGACUACAUCCCGGGCAACCCGACGCUGGCGCCGUCGGCCAAGAUCCCGCGGUCCGCGGUGCGGUUCCACGUCGACCGGGCGGCGUUUGCGGCGUACGCGGCGCGGUACACGGCGCUGCUGGACAUGUACCUGACGACGUACUAUCGGCGGUAUCGGGAGGCGGUGGGGGCGGUGGAGCGGUCGAUCGUGCUUCUCAGGAGCGGUAGCGGUACAGGCAGAAAUCAAGGGGGGGAAGCUGGGCAGGGGGAAGGUGGCAGGGACGGGGACAAGGACACUGAGAAAGCGCGCGAGAUGCGGGAACUCGACUGCCGGCAGCUGGAGUGGUGGUGGGGGACGGUGUUUCUGCGGGAGAUGAUGCGGUGGGAGAGUCGGAUUCCGUUGCUGCGGAUGCCGGCGUUCGAGGUCGUUAUUGGGGAGGUGUAUGAGGCUGUGAGGGGGGCGGUGGAGGAGGGGGAGGAGGAGGUUGUUUGGGAGGAGCGGGGGUUUGGGGGAUAUGAUUUGAAUUGUGGGCGUUAA